This is a messenger RNA of Cylicostephanus goldi, 135 nucleotides long. The record is from the annotation of a GenBank genome assembly. Lineage: Eukaryota; Metazoa; Nematoda; Chromadorea; Rhabditida; Strongylidae.
AUGACUCAGCCGGAUUCUCUGGCUUACUCGCAGCAUCAGACCCAGCAGGUGUCAUCAAAUGCGGUAAAAGAUCCCACAAAGACGAAGAUCCAGGAGUGUAUCAAUAAAAAGCGCCUUGAAGCUGCACGAAUAUCG